This is a messenger RNA of Medioppia subpectinata, 399 nucleotides long. The record is from the annotation of a GenBank genome assembly. Lineage: Eukaryota; Metazoa; Arthropoda; Arachnida; Sarcoptiformes; Oppiidae.
GUGGAGAAGAGGAACAAUAACAACAGUUACGUAAACGAGACAAUGAAAGUGUGUCCAAACUCUCUGAACUCAACGCAAACAAAUUUGAAGGCAAAAUAUUCUGGUGUUUCGCCGACACUGAAGACGUCGCGGAGACAGUCGUCGUCGCGGUUCAACAUCAGCCAAAACCGUGAGAUCCAGAAACUGCCGGCUCUUAAGGACGCCACAGUCGCCGAACGCGAGGAUCUGUUUAUCCAAAAACUGAACCAAUGCUGUGUGUUGUUUGACUUCGCGACGGAUCCCUUAAGUGAUCUGAAAUGGAAAGAAGUGAAAAGAGCCGCUCUUCACGAACUCGUCGAGUAUAUCAUGACUCAGAGGAAUGUCAUCACCGAAAACAUAUACCCAGAAGUCGUUAAUAUG